Molecule: messenger RNA, 1684 nt
Organism: Entelurus aequoreus (snake pipefish)
Lineage: Eukaryota; Metazoa; Chordata; Actinopteri; Syngnathiformes; Syngnathidae
Product: phospholipid scramblase 2
Biological process (GO): plasma membrane phospholipid scrambling
Cellular component (GO): plasma membrane
Molecular function (GO): phospholipid scramblase activity
Source: RefSeq, a predicted model, not a curated record
GGCAUACGUCACUUCCGGCUACAGAAUGCACUGUUUAAUCCGCGCAUGGUGACGGCCAUGAACAUGUACUCGGUCCCCAGCCCGGGAAUACCCGGAUGUCCACCUGGGCUGGAAUACCUGACUCAGGUGGAUCAGCUGCUCAUCAAACAGAAAGUGGAACUGGUUGAAGCUCUGGUGGGCUUCGAGAGCAACAACAAGUAUGAGGUGCGUAACUCCAUGGGCCAGAACGUCUUCUACGCGGUGGAGGAGAACGACUGCCUGAGUCGCCAGUGCUGCGGCCCCAUGCGGCCCUUCUCCAUCCACGUCCUGGACAACCUGGGACAGGAAGUGAUCACCGUCACGCGGCCCCUCAAGUGCAUGUCCUGCUGCUUCCCCUGCUGCCUGCAAGAGCUGGAGGUGCAGGCCCCCCCGGGCAACACGGUGGGCUACGUGGCGCAGCAGUGGCACCAUCUCCCCAAGUUCAUCGUCUCCAACGAGCACUCGGAGCCCGUCCUGAAGAUCCACGGGCCCUUCUGUGGGUGGAGCUGCCUUCCAGACGUGGACUUUGAGGUUCUGACCAUGGAUGAAGUCAGCAAGAUCGGGAAGAUCAGCAAACAGUGGACGGGUCUUCUAAGGGAAGUCUUCACUGACUCCGACAACUUUGGGAUCCAGUUUCCCUUGGACCUGGACGUGAGGAUGAAGGCCGUCAUGAUCGGGGCCUGUUUUCUCAUCGAUUUUAUGUUUUUUGAGACAACUAACUAAGAGAAGCUGCGUCAGGAGGAAGGAACAAGGCCAUGUCACCUUCACCUGUUGACCUUGUAGGAAAGUAUUGAGUGUUUGUUUUUAACCACUGCAUUUUGAUACCGUUUGUUACUUCUUUCUAGUCGGACCGGUGCGGAAAAGGAAGGGUCAGUAAGAUGUGCUAAGUUGUAGAACUUGUUUGUGAUGUUUUAUUUGAACAAAGUGUUUAUUUAUAUGUGCUUUUAUUUGAACAAUGUGUUUAUUUAUAUUAGCUUUUAUUUAAACAAUGUGUUUAUUUAUAUUAGCUUUUAUUUAAACAAUGUGUUUAUUUAUAUUAGCUUUUAUUUAAACAAUGUGUUUAUUUAUAUUUGCUUUUAUUUGAACAAUGUGUUUAUUUCUAUGUGCUUGCAGUCGAGCAGGAAGUCAACCAAUUCAAACGUACAUUCCAGUGAGGCCCACCAGAGGGCGCUAGCAUUUCGUCUAAGACAGGGGUGUCCAAACUUUUUCCACUGGGCCGCAGGCUUAAAACAAACAAAGCAUUUUGAUAUUUUCAUUUUCAAAACCAUCAAAAUAUAUUUUAUUAAAUUUAAGGACUCCUCUCAAGUUUGGUCCGUCAUAAAAAUGGUAAAAAUAAGUAAUAUAUUAAUAUUUUUUCGUUUUUUUUUUUUUUCAUUCAAAGCUUAAUAAAUCUCUGGAUCAAUGUUAGGUCUAUAUGUCAAUAUAACAGUUUUUUUUAAUGUUUCAAGCUCUUUCAAUCAAAACCCUGUUUUUAUGGCAAAAAUACGAAAUAUGCAAUAUUUUCCCUAAACAAGUUUUCGAGGUGGAAUAUUUGAUGUGAAGUAAUUGGAGCCUUCAAUAGGUCAAUAAUUUAAAACAGCAUCGAUUGUAAUUCUUUUUUUUUUUUUCCAGCAAUGACAGUAAAAACUAAACGGAAAAAAAAUCCCACUAAAAUUUUCCGGGACUC